AUGAAGCAUCUUAUCACUGAAUAUUUGUCACUUGACUGCGUCGUUCUGGAUGGCACUGUAGUCACUGCCUCCGACACAGGCCGCUACGAUAUUGGUAUCAAGGAUGGCAAAAUUGCGCUUCUUGCACCUGCGCGGAGCUUGGCGAACGCUCCUGUGAAACGUAUAAUCGAUGCAGAAGGGGCCUAUGUGACGCCUGGAGGAGUAGACGCACACGUCCAUCUAGCGGAACCUGCGCUUUUUGGAAAGGGCAAAAGCUCGGAUGACUUCACCAGCGGCACUCGGUCAGCUGUGGCAGGCGGCACAACCACCAUCAUUGCAUUUGCUCCGCAAUCCAAGGGCGAAGCGUCUCUAAUACCUGCUUUGGAUCGGGGCUUGACGGAUGCAUUGCAGGGCACCUAUUGCGACUAUUCCUUCCAUAUCAUCAUUGCAACCCCUACUCGCGAAGCGCUGGAUGACCUGGUCACCCUGCGCGAACGCGGCGUAACGUCAGUCAAGAUCUACAUGACCUACGAAGCCCUUCAGCUCCGCGACAAUGAGAUCCUCGACGUCCUGCUGCGAGCUCGGACGGAGGGCAUCACCACAAUGAUCCAUGCUGAAAACGGCGACAUGCUUAAAUGGAUGACCGAAAAGCUGGAAGAGCAACAACUCCUCGACCCAAAGUACCACGCUACUUCCCGUCCACCACUCUUGGAAACGGAGGCUACGAACCGUGCAAUCGCUCUAGGCCAGCUGGUCAGCGCACCUAUCCUGAUCGUCCACGUCUCCUCGCCAGCAGCAGCUGAAGUCAUCCGCAAUGCACAAGUCCGCGGACAUCCAGUAUACGCCGAAACAUGCCCUCAAUACGUCUUCCUGACGCGCGAAGCGCUCGAUCAACCCGGGUUUGAGGGCGCAAAAGCCGUGUGCUCGCCUCCCCCGCGGGAUUCUGAGCAAGACCUGGAAGGAAUCUGGUCGCAUCUCAAACAUGGCACCUUCACCAUCCUCUCCUCGGACCACUGUCCCUUCAUGUACGACGAUACCAUCUCGGGAAAAAAGGCCGCUUGUUGUCCAGAGACACCGAACGGCCAUUUCAAGCAUAUCCCGAACGGCUUGCCGGGCGUCGAGACCCGCCUCCCUCUCGUCUUCAGCGCCAACCGUCUCUCCCCGGAACGCUUCGUCGCGCUGACGAGCACGAAUCCGGCCAAGUUGUAUGGCCUGUACCCACGCAAGGGCGCGCUGAUUCCUGGGGUCUCGGAUGCGGAUCUCACGAUCUGGUAUCCGUCCGGCGUGUUGCCGGCAUUCCCCAUAUCUAAUUCUGAACUGCAUCACAAUGUGGACUAUACGCCAUAUGAGGGGAUGCAGGUAUCCCAGUGGCCGCGAUACACGCUCCUCCGUGGUGAAGUUGUCUGGGAUCGCGACCACGGCGGUUUGGUUGGUAGCAAGGGCUAUGGGCGGUUUCUUGAGCGAGGUUGCAGUGCCUUUAACGAGCCGCUGACGAAGUGGGAUGUGUCUCAAUAUUGA
Aspergillus terreus NIH2624 is the source of this 1497-nucleotide messenger RNA. RefSeq lists its product as uncharacterized. The coding region runs from base 1 to 1497 and encodes 498 amino acids. Lineage: Eukaryota; Fungi; Ascomycota; Eurotiomycetes; Eurotiales; Aspergillaceae. The transcript has 3 exons. Gene Ontology annotation, molecular function: hydrolase activity, acting on carbon-nitrogen (but not peptide) bonds. The record is from RefSeq and is a predicted model, not a curated record. Gene Ontology annotation, cellular component: cytoplasm.